Molecule: messenger RNA, 4836 nt
Organism: Oikopleura dioica
Lineage: Eukaryota; Metazoa; Chordata; Appendicularia; Copelata; Oikopleuridae
Source: the annotation of a GenBank genome assembly
AUGAUCGACUUCGUCAUUUUUGCUUUCUUUCUUUUUCCGGGAGUUUUUGCUUACUGCAUCGACCCAUGUCAAGAGAAGUCUGAAUGCGAGAGUUUCUUGGAUUCUUGUGGGAUCAACGCUGCUGAAAGUGAUCCAGGCCCUGGUCACCUUCUUACUUCGCUGACAGUCCCAAUGAAUUACCAAAUUCAUUUCGAAAUUAAAACGAACGCGUUUGACCCCUGCGCUGGAAUGCUAAGUUAACAUGUCUUUGUUGUCAGUGCGAAAACAAGAGACAUACAGUACGGAGGAGGCACUGAUGGCUCCAUUAAUUUUGGAUUCCGUAAAGAUGGAUGCUGGGACUUCUGGCCAACACUUGACAAUCCGAAUGAAGAUGACUUUGUUCAAGGAGAGAUUGAUACUUGGACUCUUGAUGUUUCCACUCUUCCAGACACAUGUAUCACGAACAUUGACCAAAUUGAAAUAGCAGAAUACGAUGAUGACGGAUGGUAUCCAGAAUGGCUAAGAGUGACUGUAGUUGGUGCCGUUACUUGCAAGGUUUUUAAAUACAGUUAUCAGGUUCGGGAGAUCGACAACGAAGUAGAAAUUUUCGACAAAAUUUUGGGUCCAGAAAUAAGCUCACCAAAUUGUGCCGCCGAAAACCUUUGCACUGGACUUGAGAACUGCUUUGUUUUGGUUGGAUCCACAGCAGUCGUGCCUUCUCGAAAUAAUCUUCUCACAACUGUUGAUGCUGCUUUGAAUUACAAGUUCUCUGUUGAAGUUUAUUGCGACCACAGCAUGCCUCUUGAUGACUAUAAAAAUUUUCUUCAUGUGACUGUUGGCGGAAAUUACGGCUCUGUCGGGGAUCGAAUUUUCAUGAUCGAGCGAAACAAAUUUGACCAUAAAAUAAGCAUUUUUGUAACGGAUCCGAAUAAUGCGCAAUACAAGCACCGAGAGAUAAGCGAUUUGCCGUGCAGCAAUGGAGAAUGGAACAUCUAUUCUGUCGAACCUGGAAAAUUGCUGCGAACUUUCAAACAUAAUGAUAUUAUCUACCACGAGGAUAUAUCAUACACAGCAGACGCCCUGUAUGACAGAACAAUUUAUGCUCAUCUAUUUUACGACAGAACGACCUCGGGAGAGCUCGCGGGUAUCAGAAAUUUCUAUCUCGAAACAGUUGAUUCUUGCGUCGAACUUUGCGAAAAUAUCGCAAGCUGCACACCAAAAGGCUGUUCAAAUUCAGACUCAGGCAUCGUCUGUUCUUGUCCUUCCGGAUAUCAGAGUUUGAACGUCAUCGAAAAUGACUGUGACAACUACCACUGCUUCGAUACUGACGAGUGUCUGGAUCAAAAUUCAUGUCAAUCUGCGAACGAGAUUUGCGAGAACACGAUCGGAAGCUAUUUAUGCAACUGCAUGAAUGGAUUUUUACGGAAAAAUGGAACAUGUGAAGACAUAAACGAAUGUGAGAGAGAAAUUGAUAAUUGUCCAGAGUUUUCAACCUGCAAGAAUUUGAACGGGAGCUUCGAGUGUGUCUGCAAUCCCGGUUUUCUUGAAGAAACUUGUUCUGGAUUUUCGAAUUGCCAAAAUUUAGAGUGUGUUGAUGAAGAUGAGUGCUCGCUUGAACCAUGUGACCAAAAUAUGAUCUGCAGUAACAGCAUCGGAAGCUACUCGUGUGACUGUGUUGAUGGGACGAAAAUGGUGGCUGGCGGCUGUUAUGAUGUUGAUGAGUGUGAAGAGGAAAAUGAUUGCCCAGAAUAUUCGACUUGCAAAAAUAUUGAAAGGAGCUUCGAGUGUAAUUGUCAAGCUGGAUUUGAAGGCGGGAAUUGUCUUGGUCAGCAACAGUGCUUGAAUUUUACCUGUUAUGAUAUCAAUGAAUGCAAAAGUGGGGAGCACUUGUGCGAAGAAAUCUGUAUCAAUACUAUUGGAAGCUUCACUUGCUCGUGCCCCGUUCCUAUGCGACAAGUCGACUUGUUUAAAUGCGAAGAUGUCAGCUUUGAUGGAAAUAAAAUGACUGAAAUGGAGGAUGAUGAGCUUCAAAAAAUGAUGGAAAACGAGCUUGAAAGUAUUAACGAAAAAAUGCAAUUAGCGCUGAAAUUUAAAAACGACACAAAACUUGUUUCAGAAGCAAUCGGCGAAGCUUCAGCGAGAACUGGAAACCUUCUGUCAAAUCUUCUUGCACCUAAAAAUGGAGAUGACUCUUUUCUGAAGAAAAUCGGAUCAUCGAGUGUUGAUUUGUUGCUGGAGAAAAGUGAGAGCAUAGUUUCGAUAAGAACUGGUUUGAAUACACUUCUUGAGGCGAUUUCCGAGGACUCUCCCUCGACUGAAUUUAUUGUCUUUGGCGAAAAUAUUUCAAUCCCGAUUUUAUACGGCGAAUCAAGAUCAAGUAAAAAGGGCUUGCUAGCGGAAAUCAAAUUCAAUCCCUUUAUCUACUCUGACGACGAUUUGAGACUUGCCAAUCAAGUUUUGUAUUCUUCCAAUUUCGAGGGCUCCGCUCAGAUGAAAUUCAAACAGAAACCGAAAAUGAUUGAGAAGAGCUUGGUAGCAGGUCAAGGAGAGGUAGUGAGAUUCGACCUUGAGAACAACGAGGACUUCUUCGUAUUUUUCGAUUUCGAUAAGAGUAUUUACCUUGAUGUCUUCGUCGACUUCUGGUACAAGCCCGACCCAAAGCUGCUCUUUUAUCGGCAUCACGUGACUCUUCCUUCGUUUAAAAAUUCUUCCGAAUUGUCUGCAACAAAAUGCACCGUGAACGUCUGCUCAGGUGAUCCUUAUGGAAUACAUUUUGAGAAGAAAGAAAUCGAGUUCUGCUUUUCUCGACAGAAAUGCUCAAUAUUCAUGCUAAUCAGUUCGAAUUUUCUCGAAAAAGAGGAAGAAACAAAAAUAAGAAUAACCUCCGUCUCGGCGUCAUGCGUAACCGACAAAUCAGAAAAAUGGAAUCGAGACUUCUGCGAAGUGAUGAGUGAUUCAACCGCUGAAAAUAUCAAGUGCUCGUGCGACAUCUCUUCCGGCAACAAAAUAACAUCCCGAGCUGGUGGCUUCACGACUGUCGCGGACUAUUACACUGUCUUCGUCAACGAAAUGAUUACAGGGUUUAUAAGUUGCAUGGCUUGGCACGAAUCUACGGUUCUUUUUGAUGAGAAAGAAGAGAUUUCUAUUUUGGGGACCGAAGAAGUUUCCUCUUCAAGAGUUAUUACGGACGAUAAACAAACAACCGACCAAAGUGAGCUAGAAUACAUUUUCUUGGAUUAUUCGGAAUCAUAUGAAAAUGGACUGUACCAAAAGCUGAAAAAAUCAGUUUUGGAUAGAGAAGCGAUCACAAAUCUGGUCUACAGAUCGAAACACAAGACUGACUUUUACAUCACUUUGCGUCGAUUUAUUUCUUAUUUAUUACUGACGUUGAGCUUGUAUGGUCUCUCAACAGUCAUUCUCCCGACUGAGAAGUACUACCUCGACAAAAACUUCCGCGACAAAGUCUCGAUCGUCCCAAGCGAAACUCAACUCAACAUUUCUUCAACUUGGCAUUUGAUUCAAGACGAAAUCGUUCCGCUCAUCCACUCCGGCAAUCUCAUCAACGGCGAAAAGGCAAGCGAGAAAGACAAAGCCUUUGCAAAAGACCAUGUUAACUUCCGCCUUGGCCCUGCUUCUUUGAUUCAGCAUCGCGAUCAAUGCGGCUUUUUCACUACUUAUUGGAAUCAACAACCAAAUGCUACAGAACGAACAUUAGAAAAGGUCAAGAAGUCCCCACUUCUUUCCUCUUAUUAUUCAAAAACACGAUCAUCUAUUUCUUCCGACAUCUUUCUCCAAACUCCUUCUCGACUCUCCCGUUCGACUUGCGCAUUCACCUCUAUUCUCGGAAGCUCAAAAGAAAGUGCCGAUUACAUGACAAAUUAUCUCCGCAAAAACGCCUGGUUUGACCAAAACACAAAAUUGCUCAUCUUUGAACAGAGCUUCUUGAACAUGAACAUCAACGCUUUCGCUCAAUUUCGAGCUGUCUUCGAAUUCGCGGAGGGAGGUGCUAUCAUUCCUUCUUUGACGAUCCAGCAACUCAAAAAUGUCGAAUUGACGGAUUACACUUUCUCAUUAAACCUCACUGUUUUUAUUGCUCUGCUUUUUUAUGAAACAAUCGAGAUCUUUAAUAUUUUGCGAAAGCAGGAAGUAACAUUUCUUUCAUUUUAUAAAACAAUUCUGACGACAAUCGACGUUGUCAUUUUGGCUUUCAUCAUUCUCCGAUCAAAUUAUCUCUCCGAAGCAAUCGACAAUUUCAUCCUGGAUCCAGAAGGGGCUCCGACAUUUUCAAAAGUGUUUUUGAUUCAGCAUCAUUUUAUUUCGCUCGUCGCGAUGUCUCUUUUUCUACACAGCUUUCUGCUCAUCCACAUUCUCUCAACUCUCAACGCCGUCAGACAGUACAAGAGCAUCCUCAAACAACUGAAAAAGACGCUGGCUCCAUUCGUGUUGGCGCUUUUGCCGAUUCAAUUCGGGCUCUCCUCCGUCGUUUUCCUGAUCUUUCGCUACUCAUCCUUCAUUUUCCGCUCUUUGUGGAAAACCUUCUUUGUCAUCAUUUGGCAGGGCUAUCUCAAGCCUUCAGAUAUGCGAGUUGAAGUGGACGAACUUCCCGAUCCGAACUGGCGCUUACUGGCGAAGUUCAUCUAUUUUGCUUUGAAUCUUUCGAUGAUGUACUUGACGAUGAAUGUGAUUGUGGCGAUCAUUUGCGAGACGAAUCAGAGCGUCAAAGAAGAUGAGCUCGAGUUGGACUGGCUCAGUCUUGUUUCGGAGAAAAUCAAAAAGCUACGAAGAAAUGCUGCGUCCAAGAAGAUUAACAAUGAGAAAUCGAUUGAUCGGAGAGAAACAUACAAAGUGCCUCACUAA